Messenger RNA from Parnassius mnemosyne (clouded apollo), 450 nucleotides. The record is from the annotation of a GenBank genome assembly. NCBI's taxonomy places the organism in Eukaryota, Metazoa, Arthropoda, Insecta, Lepidoptera, Papilionidae.
AUGGGGAAGCAAAUUAAAACUGAAAGCCUGCGCAAAUUUAAUGAACUUUAUAAAGAAUAUAAAAGUCUACACUCAGUGAAUACAUCUCUAGAAUCACCAAGAAAUGAAAAGAAAGUAUGUGAAUAUGAUGAAGAUAAAUACGUAAUAGACUUUGAGAAACUGUAUGCAUGUCCCUCGACGUCAUCUGGAUCUGGAUCUUUUCAUCAAGGCUUAGUUAUAGACGAGUUGGAGGAGUACCUAAGUGGAGAGUGGUGGAGGACGCAUGAGACAGAAUAUCCGACUUUAUCGAAGAUGGCCCGUGAUUUUCUUUCAAUACGUGCAACUUCAGUACCUGCUGAGAGAUUAAUUUCCAAAGCAUCAUUAGUAAUUAGAAAACAUAGAAAUAGGUUAAGUGAUGAGUCAGCCAGAUGGUUACUUUGUAUUAAUUCUUGGUCAAAAGAAUUAAUAUAA